CCCGAGAGGAUUAAAUUAAUUUUAAUUUAAUGUUAUGAUUCACGACCUAGGUUCAUAGCGGAAGAUGGACUCAACGCUGGACAAGAAGCUGCUCGGCUUUCGCCAGAUCGCGCAGGAAAAGCUUCGCAACAUCCUGUACUCGAUUCCGCUGGAAAAGGACCUGGUGAUCGAACCGGCCCUCAUCAAACCCCUGGAACAUGUGGUGGGUGCUUCGUGGCUGAGGAAGAAUGGCAUCGACAAGAUCUACAAGUUUGACCCGAAGAACCCACCGCCCAAGCGGAAGCAGUUUCUGUACUUUUUGAGCGCGAAUCUGUUGCAGUUCAAGAGUGCACUGGACCAGAUCAGCAGCUUCCAGAGUCAAACGUCGAGCAGUUUGAAGGUGGCGGAAGCGGAUCGUACCGGCCACGGGCAGUACCACGUGGUGGUGUUUCCGCUGGUGUUGGCCAGCUUUGAGCAGCUGUUGGAGGAGGAAGGCUUGUACGGGUCGGUUCAGCUGUACAGCUUCCAGUGGGACUUUAUCGCGCUGGAUCAGGGACUGUUGAGUUUGGAGUUGCCGAAUGUGUAUGGGGAUGUUUUCGUGCGGGAGGAUCGGUCGAUGUUGGGCUCGAUCGCGCAGAGUUUGAGGGUGUUUAAUAUGGUGGCGGGGAGGCCGAAUAUGGUUUUUACCUUGGGGGAGAACUCGGAGAAGGUGUUUCAGAUGAUGCAGCGGAUUGACGCGGGGAAGAAGGUGAAGAGUGGGGCGGGGAAGGAUGUGCCUGAUUUUAGUACGAUGCUGAUAGUGGACAGGGAUCGGGAUUAUCCGUCGUGUUUGCUGACUCCGGUGGUAUACUCGGGGUUGUUGCUGGAAAUUCACAAGUUUGUGUCCGGGUCGUUGACGAUUGAGUCAUCUGGGAAUAAGAUUAAGAGUGGGAAGCUUGCGAUUCUUCAGAAGGAUGAGCCGCAGAAGUCGAAACACGAGAGUACGAACAUUCGGAUGAAUGCCACGCAGGACGUGAUCUACCAGGAGAACAGGUAUCGACACUUUUCGGAGGUGAUUGGAUUGUUGAGUUCACAGGCGAAGGCACUCGGACUGGAGGGAAAGAUGUACUCCAAGGAUAUGAAGCUGUCCGAAAUGAAGGACUACGUAACGAACAAGUUGCCAAAGGUGGCGGCUCAGAAGAAGGAAUUGUUUAAACAUCUGCUGCUUUGCGAAACCAUCGUCGAUGAGAUUGGCGGAAACUUUGAGAAGCAUCAACUGAUUGAGGAAAGUAUUUUGACCAACACAAACCGCAAGCAAAUCAUGGCCUACAUUGACGAACUGAUGGCGGCCGAUGCCCACAAGUACAACACCUUAAGGCUAAUUUGUCUGUACCACGUGACGUUGGGACUGACGAGCGAAGACAUGACCAAACUGAUGACCGCCUAUCUGAACGCGUUCGGAUAUCACCACCUGACUGUGUUCAACAGUUUGACGACCGCUCGACUAUUCCCCGACACGACCAACCUGACCAAGGCGAAAAUUCUCUCCCAGAUUUCAAUACCGAUCCUCAAAUCUCCCUUUCAAAUCGAAGCCAACAAGCUGAAGCUUCUCCCCACCGAUUCGAACGACUCGAACACCCCGGUCAGCUCUCCCACCAGUCCAACCGGAUCGGGCAAGAAGCAGCAAUGCCCAAGCUACGUCUUUAACGGCAACUACAUUCCACUGGUGGCCCAGCUGAGUCAGAUGAUCCUGAGUGCGACCAGCUUCGACGAGCUGAACAACCGCUUCGGCCAUCUGGAACGACUCAAGCUCGGCGGCAAGAACUUUGUCCCGAAAACGAUUCGCGAGCUGUCCAUCACGAGCGCCAAAGCGGAAGUCAACCAACUGCUGCCGCUCAAGGCGAAGACGAUCUUCGUGUUCGUGGUUGGGGGUGUUAGCUACGCUGAAGUGGCAGCCUGCCACGUGGUUGAGAAGUGGACCGGCGGGAAGAUCAUCCUCGCGUCGGAUACGGUUCUUUCGGGGUGCGAUCUGAUUGAGAGCGUGGUUGGUUGUUGAGUUACGAAUAAAGGACAGUUUCUUUCCUGGAAAAUUAA
Molecule: messenger RNA, 2052 nt
Organism: Culex quinquefasciatus (southern house mosquito)
Lineage: Eukaryota; Metazoa; Arthropoda; Insecta; Diptera; Culicidae
Gene: Vps33B
Product: vacuolar protein sorting-associated protein 33B
Exons: 2
Coding region: 65-2014 (649 amino acids)
Biological process (GO): intracellular protein transport; vesicle-mediated transport
Cellular component (GO): CORVET complex; lysosome
Source: RefSeq, a predicted model, not a curated record